AUGGCUCUGCAACAAUUCGACUUCAAGAUCGUGUACAAUCCUGGUACAGCUCAAGAACAAGUUGAUAUAUUUACCAGAGAUGUUGACUUCACCGCUGCUGAUGAAUUCGUCGACAAACACCUUGGUAUGGUAAAUACUCUAAGUCACAUCAAACCAAUUGAAGAUAGAGCUGCGAGACAACAAGAACGACUAAUUGGUGAAGAAGUUGCAUCUAUUCCAAUCAAGACGAAGUCGAAGGUCGAUACGGGUAAUUUGUUCAUGCUGCUAAGGAAAUUGCGUCAGUACCAGACGGGUGCAUAA
Gregarina niphandrodes is the source of this 300-nucleotide messenger RNA. RefSeq lists its product as hypothetical. The transcript is spliced from 2 exons. The coding region runs from base 1 to 300 and encodes 99 amino acids. The record is from RefSeq and is a predicted model, not a curated record. NCBI's taxonomy places the organism in Eukaryota, Apicomplexa, Conoidasida, Eugregarinorida, Gregarinidae.